AUGAGAGGACCAGUGGUUUUCCAGAUGUGGAUGGUUUUACUGCUGACCGCCAUGAGCAGAGUCGGCAGGGCUCAGGUCGCCACGGCCAAAGUUAUGAGGGGCAGCAGCAGGAGAGACGACAGCAAUCACCUCACCACAGACUUGUACUACCAUAAAGAUGAAGACCUCGUGGUAACGCCGGUGGGUGGAGUCAUUCUCAGCCCACGCUACCCCAACUCUUAUCCUCGCAACCUGCUGUUGUCAUGGAAACUGCUGUCACCACCGGGGAGCCAAAUACACAUCGAGUUUGAUGGACAGUUUGGCCUGGAGGAGCCUGAGAAUGGAGUGUGCAGGUACGACUACAUUGAGGUGGAGGACCAGUCAGUGACCAACACCAUAAUCUGGGGUCGCUGGUGUGGGCAGAAGGCACCACAGGGUCUGACCUCCAAAACCAACAAGCUCCGAGUCACCUUUAAGUCUGACGAUUACUUUGUGGCAAAGCCAGGGUUCAAGAUCUACUACUCACUGGUGGUUGACCCUAAGGCUAAUUCAAGCACCAACUGGGAGGCUGUCACUCAGUUGAUGUCGGACAUGGGUUCACAAGGGACGUCACCAGCAGGAACAGGGUUUCCUCCGACGCUUGAGGAUUUAGACAAAACCAUUGCUGCCUUUGACUCAAUAGAACAGCUUCUCAAGUCUUUGUACCCGGAAACCUGGAGACAAGACCUGGACAGCAUCUAUGCACAAACAUACAUUUAUUAUAGAUCCAGAGCAUAUUAUCUGGCCAGCAAACACAAUAAAGUUGACCUGAAUCGUCUCUAUGAUGACGUCAAGCGAUACAGCUGCACUCCUCGUAACUAUUCUGUGAACUUGAGGGAAGAGCUGAGGACCAGCAAUGCUGUCUUCUUCCCUCGAUGCUUGUUGGUGCAACGCUGUGGUGGCAACUGUGGCUGCGGGACUAAAGACUGGAACACUGGCUGCACCUGUCGACCAUCAAAAACAAUAUCCAAACUGCACGAGGUGCUGAAGUACGCCCCCGAGGCUAGUCUGUAUAAGAACCAGCAGAGGCAGCGGGUGCGCUGGGUUAUCGAAGAAGUUUUCCUUUUACACCAUGAGUCAUGCGAAUGUGACUGUCCCCUCCAGCCUCCUCGCUAGGACACUUUUUGUUUUGGUUUUUGGGUC
Nematolebias whitei (Rio pearlfish) is the source of this 1161-nucleotide messenger RNA. RefSeq names its product platelet derived growth factor d (gene pdgfd). Lineage: Eukaryota; Metazoa; Chordata; Actinopteri; Cyprinodontiformes; Rivulidae. The record is from RefSeq and is a predicted model, not a curated record. Gene Ontology annotation, molecular function: growth factor activity; platelet-derived growth factor receptor binding. The transcript is spliced from 7 exons. Gene Ontology annotation, biological process: positive regulation of ERK1 and ERK2 cascade; positive regulation of protein autophosphorylation; positive regulation of cell population proliferation. Gene Ontology annotation, cellular component: membrane. Bases 1 to 1134 code for a protein of 377 amino acids.